Molecule: messenger RNA, 4351 nt
Organism: Tachyglossus aculeatus (Australian echidna)
Lineage: Eukaryota; Metazoa; Chordata; Mammalia; Monotremata; Tachyglossidae
Gene: NXN
Product: nucleoredoxin
Molecular function (GO): thioredoxin-disulfide reductase (NADPH) activity
Source: RefSeq, a predicted model, not a curated record
UGUCCGUGUGUGUCCGUCCGGGAGCGUCGGGGUGUGUCCGCCCGGGGUCCCGGGGUCCCGGGCGAGGAUGUCGGGCUUCCUGGUGGAGCUGCUCGGGGAGAAGCUGGUGGGGGGCGGCGGCGGCGGCGGCGCGGGCGGCGCGGGCGGCGCGGAGGAGGUGGACGUGCGGUCGCUGUGCGGGCGCGGGCUGUCCCUGCUCGGCCUCUACUUCGGCUGCAGCCUCAGCGCCCCCUGCGCCCAGCUCAGCCCCAGCCUGGCCGCCUUCUACGGGCGGCUCAGCGCCCAACGGCGCCCGGGGGACCGGACCGGACCGGGGGACGGAACGGACGGCGGAGCGGAGGGGGCCACCGCCUCCGGGGGGGCCUCCGCCGAGCCCCCGCGCCGCCUGGAGAUCGUCUUCGUCUCCUCGGACCAGGACCAGCAGCAGUGGCAGGACUUCGUCAGGGACAUGCCCUGGCUGGCGCUGCCCUACAAGGAGAAGCACCGGAAGCUGAAACUCUGGAACAAAUACCGAAUUUCCAACAUUCCGUCGCUGAUAUUUCUAGACGCCAGCACGGGGAAAGUUGUGUGCCGGAAUGGGCUCCUGGUGAUCCGAGAUGACCCAGAAGGGUUGGAAUUCCCCUGGGGGCCUAAGCCCUUCAGUGAAGUGAUCGCUGGGCCUCUGCUCCGGAACACCGGCCAGUCACUGGACAGCAGCACCCUGGAGGGCUCCCAUGUGGGCGUCUACUUUUCUGCUCAUUGGUGCCCACCCUGCCGCAGCCUCACCCGGGUCCUGGUGGAGUCUUACCGGAAAAUCAAGGAGUCAGGCCAGAAGUUUGAGAUCAUCUUCGUUAGCGCGGACAGGUCAGAGGACUCGUUCAAGCAGUACUUCAGUGAGAUGGACUGGCUCGCCGUCCCCUACACCGACGAGGGUCGGAGGUCACGCCUCAACCGGCUCUACGGAAUACAAGGCAUCCCGACCCUCAUCGUGCUGGACCCGAGCGGUGAGGUGAUCACGCGGCAGGGGCGGGUGGAGGUGCUGAACGACGUGGACUGCCGCGAAUUCCCCUGGCAUCCCAAGCCCGUGCUGGAGCUGUCCGACUCCAACGCCGUCCAACUGAACGAGGGCCCCUGCCUCGUCCUCUUCGUGGAUUCUGAGGAUGACGGGGAGUCAGAUGCUGCCAAGCAGCUCAUCCGGCCAAUAGCAGAAAAGAUCAUCGCCAAGUACAAAGCCAAAGAGGAGGAGGCCCCGCUGCUGUUCUUCGUGGCCGGGGAGGACGACAUGACGGACUCCCUGCGUGACUACACCAACCUUCCCGAGGCCGCCCCGCUGCUCACCAUCCUGGACAUGUCCGCCCGGGCCAAGUACGUGAUGGACGUAGAGGAAAUCACCCCUGCCAUCGUGGAGGCCUUCGUGAAUGACUUUCUAGCAGAAAAGCUAAAGCCCGAGCCCAUCUAGCGGGAGCCGGACCGCAGCGGACCUUAUUUAAAACUCAGCCUCCUCCUCUUCCUCUUCUCUCUCUUCCCCUCCUCCUCUCCCUCCCCUUCCUCCUCCUCACUCCUGGAUUUCUUCGCCACGUCCCGACGUCCGGCCUCCCCGUGGUGCCUUUUUUCCGCGCUAGAGCCUCAUCCGCCGGUCCCUCAGCGGACACUUGUGGUGGCACCGCAGCGGCAGAGUCGGCCAGCUGGGGAGACUUUGCUUGUGCUUCGCGGCAGUUAUAUAUUCGCCAGUCAGAACCGGGACCGAAUGGCCAUGCCUUAGAAGCCGCUUUCUCGAAUGGAGUCUGUGCCAGGGUGUUCUUCCCCGGCAGCCGCGGCACCCAGCAGGUAUUGGGUCGCUGUCUGUCUCUCAGCCUCCGGCCCCGACUCCUCCGGCUCUGCAGUCACCCAUCACUCGAGCCAACUGGAAAGCAUUUCACCUCGGCCGGGGAGGAGACGGUCGGCCUGCCGCCCGACCCGUCAUCUCCCUGGCUGAGCCACGGUGGCAGCGGGACCGUCUUUCCUCGGUGACCUCAGUCUUCCUGCGCCUGAAGAGACGGCUUCGUUAUGUGACUGUGUGAGAACUCGGGGCGAAUCUUCCCUUCCAGAGGAGCCUGGUGUUACCUUGGUGAUAGAAAGGAGCUGAGAGAAGCGGGGGAUUUGAGGGAGCUCAGAUUGUCGGCUCUUGCCCUUCCCGUUGGGGACACACACACACUCACACUCCCCCCUCCCACCACCACCUCCACCCCAGUCCUCUUCGCCCCCCGGGCAGUACUUCAGUCGCCGGAGGGUUUCUCCCCUGGAAAGUCCUUGAGGAGACCGGCCCGGUCCUGCCAUUGGUGGGGCGUCUCCAAGGUGGGUCCAUUCCCUGGAACCAGGGAGGUGUGAUGGACAGGGAGAAAGCCAUCUCCCAGGGCUCUGCUGGGGCCUCACCAGCCCGGAAGAUCCGGGACUUGUCUGGCCCUUGGCUCCAGCCCUUGGAAUGUAAGAGACUAGGAGGCACGUGAGCCUCGGGGACACUCGAGUGGUGCUUGAAGCGGCCUAGAAACCCUCCUCCUUCUCCCCAUCCUUCUCCCAUCCUUCUCCCAUCUCUCCCCUGCCAGAGCAGGGAGACACCCUGUGCCAGCCGAGUCAAAAGCCGUGACCGCAGAUGGGGAGAGAGGACCAGGAGCCCGCUGAGCCUAAGCCAGGGUCAGCCUGGAGUCUUGAGGCCACCUGUCCUGGGUACAGUCCUUUGGGAAAGAGCACCCCUUACCCCCCACCCAAUCCAUGGCCCGUGAUGGGGCCUUGGGGCAGGGGUGGGAGGAGAGUGGGGAUUGCUCAGCAAGGCCUCUGAAAGCGAUUUUUACGUUGACGUGUGGGGAUCCGGCCUCCCAGAGAGGCCGUGGACUCCACCUGACUUCCAGGGGCCGGCUUUAUCGGACAGAACCUAGCAGGGAGGGGCUUGGUCGCCAGCUGGACCAGCCUAUCAUGGACAGACCUGAGAUUCAGUCUUCCUCUGUGGAAAUAAAGCAGGCCAGUGGGUCUUUUGGCCUUUUGCUCUGGUACAGAGCCUUCCUGACUUCCUGUUGCCCCAGAAUGCUUACCAGGCUCCUCCACCUCUGCCACCCCCAUCACUGCACAGGCCUUGCCUCUUCUGGGCCCCAGGGGACCCCCCAGGAGAGGUCCCAGAGUCCAUAGCCCCUUUGGGGGUUUGAGCCCCGGGGGAGAAUAGAGUUGGAGAUUCCUUUGAGAGCCUCACUGCGGCUUCCAGGCGCUGGGUUUUGAUGGGAGUUCGGUUUAGGUGGCCGCCUCGUGCCUGGUCUCUUCCAGCCGGGAUCUAUGCUUGACCGUGGUGGGCAGUGCCGGGGGGAAACCGAGGCCAGCAGUGAUGACGAAGGCAGACCACGGGGACUACUGAAAAGCCAUUAUUGGAAAGGAUUUCCCGGAGCUCAGCAGAGCUGAGAAUUCAGUGGGUGCAGUGAGAGUUGACCCAGGUUGGAGCCGUCCCGAUUUCCUCCUGGAAGGGGAGAGGGGCUGGGCCUUCUGCCUCUUGGGCUGUUGGGCCUCCUGGGCAGAGAGAGGCAGCAACUGGAGCCCCCAGAACCCCCGGGGGGGGGGAACCAGAAGAGAAGGGCUGGAGAAACCAGUUCAUCUCCAAGGCCCUGGCCCUGCCCAUGCUUUUCCCGAGCCCUGCACUGCCUGCGGCAGGAUUCUUGCCCCAGGGAUGCCCUGUUUCAGGAGAAGCGGGGGCCGGCCCCUGCCCGGCUCUGACUGCCCAUCCUGGCGCCGCAACCCUCCAGAAAUCCCCUCCAGAGGCAACGUUUGACUUCGGGAGGGGCGGAUACAGUUUCCCUCCGAACCGGAGGAAGAGAGGCCCAGUCCCUCCCAGCUGCGGCCAGGAUCCAAGCACAAUUGAGGCAAACAAGGUGGGUGGCGGGGAGGAAGUCCCCCCCCUGGGCCCAGGGCUCCCCUGACAUUCUUGUCGCUAAUUGGAAGCAGGUCAGCACGCCAGCUGAAACGUAUUUAACGGCUCCCACCGGCAGCCCGCCAGAGAUCCUGUAACCUGCAGUUCCAGUGAGGAAGGGGACCGUAAAACCCCCCCUGCCCCCAGCGGGCCGGCCACUUUGCUCCACAAUGACUUCCAGAUCCGCUUCCACUUAGAAAAGAGAGUUUUCCCACCAGUCAUCCUCAAUAAGCGUCCGCUCGGAGGGACGGGGCGGGGGGAAGGAGGGAGAAUCGAGAGGGGCCGAGACCCGGACCGCGUCGGCCGGCAGUGGCGCCGGGGGAGCUGGUGCCGCCUUUCGCCGAAUCGCUUUCUGGCUCUGACCGCUCUCGGCGCGGGGAAGACUUAGUUCGGACCCAGGCGUUAUUUUUUCCUGUUGUCUAAUUAAAGACUGAAAAAGCCUUUCUU